UCAGAGCAGGCUAAGGACAGACUGAACCGAGCCGAGCCAGGACAUAGAGCAGGGGGGAGGGGGCACAGAUUAAGUCAGAUUAGAACAGAUUAUCCAGCAAACAGAAAGCAGCUCUGAGACCAGAGAGAGAGCACAGGAACCAGCAGGAACCAACAGGUCAGCUCCAACCAGCAGGAACCAGCAAGAACCAACAGGAACCAACAGGUCGGCUCCAACCAGCAGAAUCCAACAGCAACCAACGGGUCAGUUACAGCCAGCAGGAACCAGCAAGAACCAACAGGAACCAAGUGGAACCAGGAGAAACCAACAGGUCAGCUCUAACCAACAGGAACCAGUAAGAACCAACAAGUCCCAACAGGUCAGCUACAACCAACAGGAACCAAGUGGAACCAACAGGAAUCAGCAGGAACCAACAGGAACCAGCAAGAACCAACAAGACCCAACAGGUCAGCUCUAACCAGCAUGAACCAACAGGCCAGCUACAACCAACAGGAACCAAGUGGAACCAACAGGAAUCAGCAGGAACCAACAGGAACCAGCAAGAACCAACAAGACCCAACAGGUCAGCUCUAACCAGCAUGAAUCAACAGGUCAGCUACAACCAACAGGAACCAAGUGGAACCAACAGGAAUCAGCAGGAACCAACAGGAACCAGCAGGAACCAACAGGUCAGCUCCAACCAGCAUGAACCAACAGGUCAGCUACAACCAACAGGAACCAGCAAGAACCAACAGGAACCAGUUAGAACCAACAGGAACCAGCAAGAACCAACAGGAACCAGCAGGAACCAAGAGGAACCAACAGGUUAGCUACAGCCAGCAGGUACCAGCAGGAACCCACAGGAGCCAUCAGGAAACAACAGGAAUCAAUUGGUCAGCUACAACCAACAGGAACUAGCAGGAACCAGUGGGAACCAACAGGAACCAACAAGACAGCUCCAACCAGCAGCAACCAGCAGGAACCAACAGGUUAGCUACAGCCAGCAAGUAUCAGCAGAAACUAAGAGGACCCGGCAGGAACCAACAGGAACCAAGAGGAACCAGUAGGAACCAACAGGAACCCACAGGAACCAUCAGGAAACAACAGGAACCAGCUGGAACCAACACGUCUCCAGAACCAGAAAUGAGAGCUGCUCCAUUAUCAUUGUUAUUCAUAUAUCUGGAUGUAUUCAUUGUUUUUAAAAUCAGGGCGUCAUGAUGGGUUCUGUUGGGUUCUGGUGUAUAGAUGUUCAGUGGAUCAUGUUCUCUAUUCCUGUGGCUAAAUGAGCUUAAUAAAACUGAACUCAUUUUUACAAAGUGUUUUUACUGAGCAUGUUUUAUUUUGAAGGCUCCAGAGUGUUCCUGUAGUGUUUGGACAGAACGUUAAACAAACGUUUAAAUCAGGUUUGUUUGAUUCUCAGCUGGUUUUCUUUGCAUGAACUUUGAUUUUAUUGAUUAUUGAAUAUUUAAUUUUUUUAGUUUUUUAAAUUUUAUUUCAGCCUCGGCUCUGACGUCACGCUCUAGCCCCGCCCCCCGUAAACCAACAGAAACAAAAUGGCGGCCCGCUGUGACGGUGUGCUGUUGUUUUGGCGCCACUCGGCCUCCAUGUUGUCUUCUUGGUGUGUGUCUGAGUCUGUCUGCGGUUCUGGUCUCGGUCGGUCCAGUUCUGGAGCCGUUUAACGCCUCCGGACCGAAACCGGAUGGACUUCAGGUCCUCCAAAAACAUUUACGCCGACCAAUCAGAGACGGCGCUGUCUGAGGAGGAAGUGACGUAAGCAGCUGUGAGCCAAUCUGCGGCUCCGACACGGCAGCAGCAGGAGGAAGACCCGCCUCCUGACGAACCGGAGCGCGCCUCUAGAAGAACCGUGCGAACCCGUCCGUGCUCCGCUGACCCGCUCUGCAGCACCAGCACCAGCAACAUGGAUACAGAGUUGUUCAUGGAGUGUGAGGAGGAGGAGCUGGAGCCAUGGCAACAGGUGGACGACAGCGUGGAGGAAGACGACGUGGACUUCAUGGACAGCUACCGUGAGCCAGUGGAGGAUUCUCCAUCUCCUCUUCCAGCCUCUGAGUCUCCGCCCCCUCAGAUGCCUCCACCUGCUUCAUCAGCCUCCUCUCCAGUCCAGAUCUUCUCCUCCUCGGUGAUGGCUCCUCCUCCGUCCUCCGUCAUCACCUCCUCCUCUGUCUCCCGACUCCCCGCCCCCUGCACACCUGCCCCCGUGGCCCCACCCCUGGUGGCUCAAGCCCCGCCUCUCAUCCUGACGCAGACGGCAAGUGGAACGUUCCUCCUCCCAGCAGCCCACGGAGCAGGCAACACCCGGUCCAUCCUCCUCACCACACAGGGUUUCCCGAUGAUGAACCACGGCACUCCUCUGCUGUUGAACCUGCAGCCGGGUCAGACGAUGCAGCCUCUCACUCUGAUCCAGUCGCCAUCGUUGGGUCAGCUGGUACGACCCAGUGUGGGCGUGUCCCCUGUCCUGCCCCAGACCAGACCGAGCCCUGCCCCCUUGAGAGGCCCCGCCCAACCAGGCUCCGCCUUCACCGCCAUGCAGCUUCCUGCCGCGUUAACUAUCCGUACCAGCACACCAGGACCCGUUAACCUUCAGAUGACUCAGGUGGGCGGGGCCAGCUCUCUGAAGCUCGCAGGUUCUCCCGCCCUUCCCUCCGGCUCGGCCAAUGGAGUCACCAGGAUCAGUCCGUUCAGCAGCAGCCGGACGAUGAGGGAUACCGCUCCUGUCGUCAUGACGCCCCCUGUGACCUCAACGCCGACCUCCGACCCCCCCCGGGUGGUGAUGAGCGUGGAGGAGUUUUACUACGGCACUUUUGAAGGCGACCUGAGUCUGAGGAAGCCACACCCACUGGGAAUCAAAACAUCGACCUUCACCUGCCAGAUCUGCACGCACCUUGCCGAGAACAACCUGAGGUUGAUGCAGCACAUGCUCCAGCACUCGGAGCUGAUUGGUGGAGGAGGAGAAGGUGACAACAGGAAGUGCUGUAAGUUCUGUUACCGUCAGUUCUCGUCUCCGGCUCAGCUGCAGAGCCACCAGGAUCAGGUGCACGGCCCGGUCCUCUCCACCUGUAUGUGUCGAAUAUGUGAGUGGGCAUUUGAGAACGAGCCGGCCUUUCUGAACCACAUGAAGUCUAACCACAAACCUGGAGAGAUGCCCUACAUCUGUCAGGUGUGCUCGUAUCGCUCAUCCUUCUACUCAGACGUCCUGCAGCACUUUGCCAGCUUCCACAGAGAAUCUCGCUUCCUGCUGUGUGUUUUCUGCUUGAAGGUGACCAGAAACCCAACCAGCUACCAGCAGCACCUGCUCAGACACCAGGUGAAUCAGGCCUUCCACUGUAACAGGUGUCGUCUUCAGUUCGUCUUCCUCAAAGAUAAGAUGCAGCACAAACUGGAAAACCAUCGAAGCUUCAGGCGCCCGACUCAGCUGGAGGGACUGCCACCGGGGUCAAAGGUGACCAUCAGGACCUAUGGGAAGGUCCGGCCACUGAUGACCUCAGCAGGCAGCAGGCUGUUCCAGAGCCCCUCCUCCCUCAUCCAGCCAAUCAACAUCAAGACAGAGCUGCUGAAGUCUCCGAUCCAGAGGAGUCCGGCGCUCGCCAAGUCACCGCGAUCCCCGACGAAGAGGCCGGUCAGCCGCAGAGACCACGUCAGCAGGUUGGACGGGGACAGGUUGGUGUGUCUGGAGUGUGGGACAGACGCCUCGGACUUCUCAGCUCACUACCCCACUCACGUCCACUGUCUGCUGUGUCCGUACAGCAGCUGCUGCUCCAGAGCCUACGCUGCCCACAUGAUCCAUCACCAUGUCUUGCGGUCCAAAGACAAAGUCGUCCCUCUGCACAGACGACCUCCUCCAUGUGUGUUCGUGCUGUGGUGCUCUCACUGUGGCUUCAGGCCUCGCUCUGCAGAUCAGAUGGCCGAUCACCUGCUGAUGAACCCGGAGCACCACAGCGCCACCUGCCGCACCAGGACGUACGUUGAACCCGAUAUCCGGUUCUGCCACAGUGACGAGCAGCGUUAUCCAGAGGAGAAGGAACUGGCCCAGAACACAGACCUACCUGAUCCAUCCUGGAGGUCCGCAGAUUGUUGGAAAUAUCCAGCAGAGGACGACGGCCAGUCCACCAUCGAGUCCUUCACGCAGAGCAGCGGGCCACGUCACUUCCUGUCCAAGAACAGCGACGCCAUCGACUUCUUCAACUUGGUGUUCCCUGCGCCACUCAUGGAACUGAUCACCAACGAGACCAACGCCCACGUGAAGACCUGCCAGUUCCUGGGCUCCUCCUACCCAGACUGGGUCCCCGUCACCACCCAUGAGGUCAAAGGUUUCAUUGGCCUGGUCAUUCUGAUGGGCAUCCAGAACCUCCCCGACCCAUCCCACUACUGGUCUUGGAGUCACUACGACAACAGCUACACCUUCUAUCGUGCCAUGAGUUACAAACGCUUCAAGCAGAUUGCUGCCAACAUCCGCAUGGGCAGUUUCACCACGGACGAAUACCGCAGCACCAGCAGGUUGAACGACUCGCUGCACAUAUUCAGGCCGAUGCUGGACAUCCUGGGCGGAGCAAUGUGGGACGCCUACCAGCCAAACUGCUGCCUCACCAUCGACAGGGCGCUGCUGCCAAGCCUGGAUGAGGACAGCUGCCACGCCAAGGGCAACCCAAAGACACAGCCUCAGGUGUGGUUGCUGUGUGACUCCAAGUCCGGCUACUGCCACCGCUUCUUCAUCCAGGUGGGGGAGAAGGUGGGCCAGGAGCCGGGCUUCAUUGUGGUGCCCGAGCUGGUGAAGGGUCUGGAAGAUAAACAACACCAUCUUUUCUUGGCUAGUUCGCUGACAUCCGUCCCGCUCAUGCAGAAGCUUCUGGAUCAGGGGAUCUAUGCCUCCAGCUCCUUCCCUCCACCCAACCCCAUCCUGCCCAGGGAGCUCUGGGAGGAGGGCCAGCUGGACAAUCCUGGGGACUUCCUGCAGAGGCAGUUUGGUCCCCUGCUGGCCACUCGAUGGAGGGACACCAAAGAAAUGGGCUGCCUGUCAACCAAUGCAGCUCCGGGCGAGCAGGACACUGUUUGGAGGAGGUCUCAGACCAAAGUGGGCGGACUGGACCCCAUUGAUCGCCCCAUGGCCUUCCGCCUCCUGCAGGAGAACAUGCGUGGUGUGGACAUCUGCAAGCAGCUGCUGGCCUGCAACCCGCUGGGAGGAAUCCCCCAGGACCGACACUGGCGCAGCCUUUUCUGGUUUCUGGUCAACCUGAGCAUCGUCAAUGCCUUCAUCGUGCUGCGGGAGAGCCGCAAAGAAAACCCUCCCGCCUGGGUUCAAGAUGGACUUUUCACUCAGGUCAACUUCCGCAAGCGUUUGGGCAACCAGCUCGCUAAGUGUGCCCAGAAAUACUUUGAGACCAUGGAGAUCGCCAGUUCCCGAGGGAUGAGGGUGGAGGUGGUGGAGGAACCAGUUAAACAAAGACACAGGAUGGCAAAGAUCAGCAGCAUCUCCAAGAGGUGCAAGAACUGCAACCUGAAGAGCAUCCGCCAUGAGAGUGUGUACGGCUGCAUCGUCUGCAAGUCCAACCUGUGCAAACAACCCAGCUGCUUCUGGGAGUUUCACGGCAUGUCGCCUCUGAACAAAGGAUCAACUAAAGUUGGAUUUCUAAAGGACAGAGUCAGCGGUGCCGUCGAGGUGAACGAGGUUCAGGACAGCGUAGACGGGGCAAUGGCUCCGGUGGAGGACAUGGACUUCUCUGAUGAUGAGCGUCUGGAUGAUUUGGACGACGUUGAUGAUGAAACUGAAGAUAUUAAAGAAGAAGAUCUCAAAGAAGACAAACGACCAGUGGCUCAGCUGCCGCCAACAACCAGUGACCACAGCCAACUGCCAACCAUCUUGUCCGCCUCUAAAGAUCGCGACGACUUCCUCACUGCACGUCAGCUGAGGAUCGCCCUGUUCGCUCUGUGUGACGGACUCCGCCAAGCCUCGAGGGUCUUUUCCACAGACGUGCAGCUCAUCCGGUCCUGGCUUAAGGAGGCCAGGAAGCGUCUGAAGCAAACCGAGCAGGAACAUGGUGACGGCGAUGAUCGCAUGGUGGCGUGGGUGCUGUCCAUGCGCGAGCAACAGCUUUCAAUCACAGAGAGCAACUUGUUCCACAAAGCCUCCACGCUGAAGAAGAAGGGCGGCUUCAGCGACUCCUUCCGCAUCUCCUAUGACUGGGCGGUGAGCUUCAUGCUGCAGCACCGACUCGGUGUGCGGAGCAUCGGCAGGGAGCCCACGCUGGCUCACGUCCUGCCACUUUCCCUGGAGGCCAAGAUCAAGUCCUUCAGGGAGUUCACCCAGGAGGUGAUCCAGGUCAACAAGCUGUCAGAGGGCUGUGUGGCUGCAAUGGACGAGCUGUGUCUCUUUGUGGAUCUGAGGUUAGUUCAGGACAAGUCUCGCCGCUCAGAGGCCCUGGAGCUCACUGGGUCUUUACCUCUGGUCACUGUGUACCUGACCGUGCUGGCCAGUGGUAUCAUGCUGCCGUCCCUGGUGCUGGCAAACAGGCAGCUGGCUGAGAAGGCCCUGCCGGACUUCAUCGUGCUGGAGGCCGGUCCUGAGAGUCUGUUAGUAGAAGAAGCCUUGGACCUCUGGACUAACCGGGUUUGGCUCCAGCAUGUGUCUGGUCCAGCUCAGCCCAGUAAGUCCAUGCUGGUCCUGGACCGACACCGGGAACACUUUGGAGAUUUGUUCAUUACUUCCAUCAGUGGGUCAGGAACUCUCCCGGCCAUCAUCCCCAGCGGCUGCUCCUUCCAUCUUCAGCCGCUGGAGGUCUGUGUGAAGCCAGUUCUGCAGCGCUUCCUGCUGUCACGCUGGGCAGAGUUCACCGCCAUGAAGCCGAAGGAGCUGGAGGAGACGUUGCCUCAGCGGCUUCAAGCUAACGUGGCUCAGCUGCUCGUCAGUUGGGUGGUUGAGGCCCUGACACACCUGAACAAACGCCCACAGCUUUGGAAGAAGUCGUUUGACUUGACGGGCCUCCUGCCCCGGCACAAAGAGAAGGACGAGCAGGGGACGAGUCCAAAACAACAGGAUGUCCAGAUGGACCUCAUCAAGACCCUCACAGAGACCCUGCUGGGACCCGUAAGUCUGCAAGUCCCUGAGCUUCUCGAGCUGGAAGACGACGAGGACGUCAAGGAACAAGGACAAGGACAAGAACAAGGAGAGGAGGACAGAGAAGGGGAGAAGGGAGUGACCGAAGACAGGAAGGAGAUGAGGGAGGACAAGAAGGAGAUGAGGGAGGAGGUAGGGAAGGAAACAAAGGAGGGAGGGAGGCUAGAGGACACAGGAAAUAAAGGAAAGGACACAAUCAUAGAGAGAGUGGUGACAGGAGAGGACAGGAGUGAGACAAGGGAAGACAGGAAGGAGACAUGGGAGGACAGGAAGGAGAUGGAGGAGGAAGGGAAGGAGACAAAAGAAGACAGGAAGGAGACAAGGGAGGACAGAAAGGAGGAAGGAGAGGACAGAAAUGAGACAAGGGAGGACAGAAAGGAGAUGAAGGAGGAAGGGAAGGAGACAGCAGAGGACAGAAAUGAGAUAAGGGGGGACAGGCAGGAGGAAAUGAAGAAGCUUGAGGAGGACAGUGAGGAGGAAGGGAAGGAGCAAGAGGAGGACAGGAAGGAGGUGAGUAAGGAGAGACGAGAAACGAGGAUCGUGAUCGGAGAGGAAGUAGGAGACGAGUGGAAGAUCACAGUGAAGAGCAGGACUGAAGGGGUGGAGGCUGACAGAGAGGACGAGCGGAAGGACGACAGCUGAACACCUGACCAGGUAUACCUGACGUCUGAUGUGCCAUUUGGCACUUCUUUGGGACAUUUUGCAGAAACCAGCUGGACUGAGUUAACAUUGGUUUGUCCUGAUUUUGACGAAGCCCUGAACCCACCACGUAAAGACAAAGUGACUUUUAGAAGUCUGCCUCAACGCACUUUGCAGACGAUUUGAUCUGAUUUAAAGUCUUGUGGUGUUUUUCUGACUUCAUCCAAUCAUCUUUAGGUUUAGAGACCAGCCAAUCAGCCAAGAUCUUCCCCCAGGAGUCACCAACCAAGACAAGAUGCAGCCCCCGAACCAAAGUCAUCAUAAAGUUCAAUGUACUACCUUCCAGUGAACAGAACCUCUGAACCGGCAGUGUCCAGUCUAACAGUGAACAC
This is a messenger RNA of Larimichthys crocea (large yellow croaker), 8136 nucleotides long. It is a transcript of the gene pogzb, whose product is annotated as pogo transposable element derived with ZNF domain b. Bases 1898 to 7747 code for a protein of 1949 amino acids. The record is from RefSeq and is a predicted model, not a curated record. NCBI's taxonomy places the organism in Eukaryota, Metazoa, Chordata, Actinopteri, Sciaenidae. The transcript is spliced from 19 exons.